CAACACUCUAUGGGGCUACUUCUAGCUGCCUGUUUGCUAACUAUCCUAUCAAACUAGCCAGCUGUCCUCCCUGAAACGUGUUGGGUUUGCUGCCCAGAGUUCAUGUUUUUAGCUCGCUCCUUUUUCAAGAUGUCAGGUCCCAAUCCUUUGUUGAGACUGGAGCAGCGGGCAGCCGAGGCUGACCAAAUCAUCGAGUACCUGAAACAACAAGUCCAGCUGCUGAAGGAGAAAGCCAUGGUCCAGGCCAGUGUCAGAGAAGAGAAGAAACUGAUGGUGGAGAAUGCCAAGUUGAAGAAUGACAUCGAGGAGCUCAAAAAACAGCUGCUGCAAAAAGAGAAGAGGAGGGGGGUGCUUGAGGUGGCCAUGCCUUCGAGCGGUGCCAGUGUUGAGUGUGUCUCGAAGCCCACUCCUCCCAAACCCUCCGGACCGUCAGCCUCUGCAUCUCCUGCUGCUGCCGUCCAAAGCCCCCCUCCCAAAGAUGACAAAAAGAAGAAGCCUGAGAAAAAAGGAGGGGAAAAAGCCGAGAAGAAGCAGGCAGCACCGAGCCAAGACGAAGCCAAGGUGGACGUGUCUCGUCUGGACCUGCGUGUUGGACGUAUCAUCACUGCAGAGAAGCACCCAGAUGCAGACAGUCUGUACGUGGAGCAGGUGGAUGUGGGAGAGGCUGCUCCACGGACAGUCGUCAGCGGGCUAGUGAAGUAUAUUCCUCUGGACCAGAUGCAAAACCGAAUGGCUGUCCUAAUGUGCAACCUGAAGCCGGCCAAGAUGAGAGGAGUGGUGUCCCAGGCUAUGGUCAUGUGUGCCAGCUCACCAGACAAAGUGGAAAUCCUGGACCCUCCAAGUGGAUCAGUACCAGGGGACAGAGUUUCUUUCCAAGGCUUCCCAGGUGAACCGGACAAAGAGCUUAACCCCAAAAAGAAGGUGUGGGAGCAGGUUCAGCCAGACCUACGCACAGACGACCAGUGCGUCGCAACCUACAAGGGAUCUGCCUUUGAAGUCGCCGGGAAAGGAGUGUGCAAAGCUCAAAGCAUGAGCAACAGUGGAAUCAAGUAAAAUAACCGAGCUGCUUGAAUUAGCUCAGUGUUUACUCUCCAUCAUCUGCAGUGAUGACCACGAUGGUGUUGAGAAACAGGAUGGUGUUGAAAUGAAGAAAAUGCUUUGAAGAGGCUCAAUAAAGGGAUUUGAAAUCAG
Labrus bergylta (ballan wrasse) is the source of this 1191-nucleotide messenger RNA. Its product is annotated as aminoacyl tRNA synthase complex-interacting multifunctional protein 1. Gene Ontology annotation, molecular function: tRNA binding. NCBI's taxonomy places the organism in Eukaryota, Metazoa, Chordata, Actinopteri, Labriformes, Labridae. The record is from RefSeq and is a predicted model, not a curated record.